Molecule: messenger RNA, 1317 nt
Organism: Penicillium odoratum
Lineage: Eukaryota; Fungi; Ascomycota; Eurotiomycetes; Eurotiales; Aspergillaceae
Gene: png1
Product: peptide-N4-(N-acetyl-beta-glucosaminyl)asparagine amidase
Exons: 2
Coding region: 1-1317 (438 amino acids)
Biological process (GO): protein deglycosylation; glycoprotein catabolic process; protein quality control for misfolded or incompletely synthesized proteins
Cellular component (GO): nucleus; cytosol
Molecular function (GO): peptide-N4-(N-acetyl-beta-glucosaminyl)asparagine amidase activity
Source: RefSeq, a predicted model, not a curated record
AUGGCGGACGGCAGACAACAGCAGGCUCCCCAGCCUGGCUCUAACAACUAUGACGCUGUCGCCCUGAGCCGUGAAUUCGAACAGUUGAUGCGCGAAAAACGAUUUAAUCAGUUACAAGAAUCUCGCGCUUCUCGAUCACCAGCGCCCACCAACUCUUCCAUUCCGCCACCCUCUCGAGCACCUCCGCCGCCGCCCUUUGGCGCUUCGCCGAACCCGUCUUCACAACCACCCGCCCCGAAGUCUAAUGCGCUCAAGGGUCUUCCCAUUAUGCCUUCACCACCUCAGGAUGCCGCCUCAUUGAAGUUCUUUAAUCUGUUGAAGGGUCUUUCCGUCACUCCCACCAAAUACGAGAACCCUGGACUACUGGAUGAGGCCCUUUGCAUCAUUCCGCUUGAUCGUCUGUAUUCGGAGGCCGAGGAGGAAAGCUCGAUUAUGCAAGCACAGGCGGCUAGUACGAAUGGAAAGCCGGAAUGGGGAUACCAGGAUUGUGUGAUCCGAGCAUUGCUGAGAUGGUUCAAGUCGUCUUUCUUCCAAUUCGUCAAUAACCCCCCAUGCUCGCGUUGUUACAUGCCGACCAUCGCUCAGGGCAUGACCCCACCCAGCCCCGAUGAAACCGCCCGUGGAGCCACCCGCGUAGAAUUGUACCGCUGCUCAGAAGCGUCCUGCGGUGCCUACGAACGAUUCCCCCGGUACUCUGAUGUCUGGCAAUUGCUGCAGACGCGUCGAGGCCGAGUUGGCGAAUGGGCCAACUGCUUCAGCAUGCUGUGUCGCGCGGUCGGAGCUCGGGUCCGUUGGGUCUGGAACUCGGAGGAUCACGUCUGGACUGAGGUGUACUCUGAGCACCAGCGACGAUGGGUCCACGUGGAUGCGUGCGAAGGCGCCUGGGACCAGCCUCGUCUAUACACCGAGGGAUGGGGUCGCAAGAUCUCUUACUGUGUGGCUUUCUCCAUUGACGGAGCCACUGAUGUCACCCGCCGCUAUGUUCGAAACUUCCACAAGAAUGGGAGCCCUCGCAACCGCACUUCCGAGGAAGUGGUUCUUUGGUCCAUCAACGAGAUCCGACGUAAACGCCGAGAAAAUAUGUCCAAGGCCGACCAGGCUCGCUUGAUCAAGGAGGACGAGCGGGAAGAGCGCGAAUUCCGAGCUUACACUGCUGCUGCCAUGGCGGCUGAGAUUAACAACCUUCUUCCACGCAGCAUGACUGCCCGGGCUCACGAGCAGAAGCACGCCGAUGCCCUGCAGGAAACUUCCACCGAAUGGCUCGCAACUCAAGGCCACGGUCACUCAGGCCCCGACCGGUCGCCCGGCGGGAGGUAA